AUGAACAGCAACGGUGCGAGUUCUGAUGGCCCAAAAAGAAAAGUAGCAUUGAUUACUGGAAUAACAGGACAGGAUGGUUCUUAUUUGGCCGAGUUCUUAUUGUCAAUGAAUUAUAUAGUUCAUGGAAUUAUAAGAAGAUCAAGCACGUUUAAUACUGGUAGGGUAAACCAUAUUUACGAAAAGAACAAGUUAUUGCCCGAAAAAACGUUUUUUCUUCACUAUGGUGAUAUGACUGAUAGUUCUUCAUUGAUCAAAAUAAUCAGUAAAGUAAUGCCUGAUGAAAUAUACAAUUUGGCCGCGCAGUCCCAUGUGAAGGUCUCUUUCGACCUUAGUGAAUAUACUGGUGAAGUUGUUGCUCUUGGUACAUUACGUUUGCUGGAUGCUAUUAGGACAUGUAAAUUAGAAAAAACAGUUAAGUUUUAUCAAGCUUCCAGCAGUGAACUGUAUGGGAAAGUCGUGGAAACGCCACAAAGUGAGAAAACACCUUUUCACCCGAGGUCACCGUACAGCGUUGCCAAACUGUACGCAUAUUGGAUUGUGGUAAAUUAUCGGGAGUCUUACGGAAUGUUUGCAUGCAAUGGAAUUCUAUUCAAUCAUGAAAGCCCCCGGCGAGGAGAAACAUUCGUUACUCGAAAAAUUACACGUGCAGUUGUACGAAUUAAAAAGGGUCUACAGAAUGUUUUGGAAUUAGGUAAUUUAAAUUCUGAGCGUGAUUGGGGAUUCGCUGGUGAUUAUGUUAAGGCUAUGUGGCUUAUGCUUCAACGUGAUACACCGGAGGAUUUCGUUAUUGCAUCUGGGGAAAAGCAUUCUGUUCGUGAAUUUACCAAUUUGGCUUUUGAACAUGUUGGAAUCCAUUUAACAUGGAAAGGAACCGGUCUUAAUGAAGUUGGUGUUGAUUCAGAAUCAGGAAAUGUACUUGUUCGUGUCAAUGAACGUUACUUCCGUCCUGCAGAAGUAGAUCUUUUAUUAGGGGAUUGCACUCGAGCGAAAGAAUUAUUGAAAUGGAAGCCAACUUGUGGUUUUACAGAACUUGUUAAGCUGAUGGUGGAUGAAGAUAUGAAAUUACUGGAAUCCGGUAAAACUCCCGUUUAA
Molecule: messenger RNA, 1092 nt
Organism: Schistosoma intercalatum
Lineage: Eukaryota; Metazoa; Platyhelminthes; Trematoda; Strigeidida; Schistosomatidae
Source: the annotation of a GenBank genome assembly